AUGUUUGCCAGAGCUGGGGCCGCAGGGUUGUCGGUUGUUCGUACGUGGGUUCACACAAACGACCCUAAAUUUCCGUUUCAGACAGGUCCUGGUGUGUACAACGAACAAGCUUUUCAGGCCUUGGACUUCGUGAUUGCGGAGGCGCGCCGCUCUGGCAUAAAGCUUCUACUUAGCCUUGUUGACAACUGGAAGUACUACAAUGGGGUAGAUCAGUACGUCGAUUGGAGCACAACAGCAGAACCUCGAACGCAAGCCCGUCCUUCACACGACUGGGGAGAUCCUGACCCUAAGAGGGGCCAGGAUGCAGCUCAGGAGCUCUACGAGCUGAGGCGCCACGCUCUGUUCUUCAACGACACCUCAUGCCGGAAUCUCUACAAAAACCAUGUCUACGCCGUUGUCAAUAGAAGAAACACGUUCACUGGGCGAUUGUAUAAGGACGACCCCACCAUCAUGGCUUGGGAACUGCUCAAUGAGCCACGCUGCGAAACGUGGAGCGUACCGCAGUGCGAAGCCAUUCUCCAGAAUUGGAUAGAAGUAAUGUCCGCCUACGUCAAAGAGGUGGACCCAAACCAUUUGGUCACAAUAGGAUCAGAGGGAUUCUUUGGCUCUAGCUCAUCUCUGGCACACAUGAAUCCAAAGAGCUGGGCGGGGGACAUGGGGCAAGACUUCGUCUCCAACAACGCAGUAAAGGGAAUUGACUUCUCAACUAUCCAUGUGUGGCCGGAUCACUGGGACAGGCAUGAUGACGAGUUCCAAGCGAAAUGGAUUUUGGGCCUUGCAGAUAUAUCGGCCCGAGUCCUGCAUAAGCCGAUGGUGGUUGAGGAAUUCGGCAAGAAGCUUCCAAUUGACGGACGCCACCUGGAUAACAUUUUGAGACUCCGCGACCCGGUGUUUCAGGAAACUUAUUCCGCCAUCGAGAAAUCGUUGGUAAAUGGCCUGGCGACCGGGGGCUCCAUCUUCUGGAGGUGGGACCUGCCAAUGUUUGAAGGAGCGGGAAGAGGCGAGUACGGGGUCGCACCUGAGGAUUCGACAUUUGAUUUGGUCACCCAACACGCCACUUUCGUCAACCGCUGGACCACGUCCCAGCCGCCGGAGCGCCACUGCAAGUGUGAAUGCUGGAUUCCUCACUCGGAUGUAUUCACGCGAACGUGCAAGAACCUCCCCAAGGUGUGUGAUGCGUAUUGGGAGGUGAUGGCAGGAGCAAACGAACUGAACUACACUGCGGCACUCAAUGCCUUGCAGAGGACAGAAGUGCAGCUAGGUCACCGGUUGAUCGCCCUGCGCGGGCUUCAAGUGUACGGUACCAAGUCGGAUUGCUGCCAUCCGGGACUGGGAGCCUUUCCCAAGGGUUGCACUUGGUAUCCGUCGUUUUCGGCUUGA
Molecule: messenger RNA, 1380 nt
Organism: Ostreobium quekettii
Lineage: Eukaryota; Viridiplantae; Chlorophyta; Ulvophyceae; Bryopsidales; Ostreobiaceae
Source: the annotation of a GenBank genome assembly